Messenger RNA from Saccharomycodes ludwigii, 1713 nucleotides. It is a transcript of the gene RAX1, whose product is annotated as Rax1p. The record is from RefSeq and is a predicted model, not a curated record. Bases 1 to 1713 code for a protein of 570 amino acids. Gene Ontology annotation, biological process: intracellular protein localization. Lineage: Eukaryota; Fungi; Ascomycota; Saccharomycetes; Saccharomycodales; Saccharomycodaceae. Gene Ontology annotation, cellular component: plasma membrane. The transcript has a single exon.
AUGGAUGAAUUUAACUUCGUCGACGAUAAUAAUAGUAACAGCAGUAAUGAAAUGGUGGGCAAUGCUGCACCUACGGUAAAACUGUACAAAGGAAAAAAAAAUAAUAUUAUUAAGUUGUCUCAAAAACAGGAACAGGUACAAAGACAACAAUAUCAACGACCACAGCAACAACAAAUUCAAACUUCAUCGGAUGAAGAUGAAGAAUAUGAUCAUAAUGACAUCCAUGGUAAUAAUAAUUUAUAUGAUGAAAAAUUGUCACUGACAAAGGAGCCUACCACCACAUUAUCUUUAUCGGAUAGAUUACCCGAAUUAUAUGAAGUUUUAAACCAACAAACAGCAGCACCCGUCGACUUAUGGACCUUUUAUAAUUAUCUGGCACAAUAUCCAGUAGCUAUUAAUUAUUUGGACUUUUGGAUUGAUGUAGUCACCCAUCUAAGAUUUUGUAAGGAUUAUGUUAAAAGCAUUAGAAAAAGCGUACUAUCAUUUAAUGCUCGUACUAGCCAAAUACGCCAAUCACAUUCUUCCAUAGGGAUUAACAACAACAACAACAACGUGUCUGCCACAAAUAUUUCCUCUGCUCAAUUUUAUAACAAUACAUCAACAUCUAAUCUAAAUAACAACACAAGAGAAACUAUACCCAGUUUUUUAUUAUUAAAAUCAUUACGAGAUGACGAUUCCUUUAUUGGCGGACCGCCUGAACCUAGUUUUGGACGUAACUCUAAUCGACAAGAUAUAACCAGUAAUAGAAGCAGCCAAAGAAUAUCAGAGUUUUUAAAUGUUGAUUUACAAUCGCCCGAGCUGCACCAGUUGCUAGAAAAAGUAAACGGUUUAACGUCCACACCUCAAACCCAAAAUGAUUCAAGCAUAACUAUUUCUACUGCCGAAUUAAUGGAUAAAUUUGUUAAGGCACAUGGUGUUAAAACACAUAUGGACAGUAAGAAACUAUUGGAUAAUGCCACUAGUAUAGUUAGAACCUAUUUGUUAUCUCCAGAACAAUCCUCAAAGUUUUUAUAUCACACACCUGUAGCGACUAGAAACUGGAUAGUUCAAAUGGUAAUGGGUCAGAAUAGAUAUGAUCCGUCUGUUUUUGAAGACUGCAAAAUUUUAUGUUUUCACUUUUUGGAACAACAGAUGUAUCCACUGUUUUUAAAAGAGAUAACCUAUCAUAAUUUACACGAUGAUUAUAACACCACAACUAAUUCAGUUUUUUCCAACUAUACACGAUUAUCGCGUAUACUGCUUGGAUUGUUUUGGCUUUGGGUUGGUUUUUGGAUAGGCUACACUCUAAUUUUCUUAAAUUAUGGGAAGGGGAUUAGAGUGGUUACAAUUGUACCUUUUAUAAUUGGUUGCUAUUAUAUUAUCGUUGGGAUUUUCAAAGUUGAUUUAUUUUAUGCUUUGUUUGGUUUAACCCAAAGAAUUACCUCAAUUGUAUCAACAAAUGGUGGUAAUAACAAGGAUUCAAAGAAGAAUUAUCAGAACGAUAAUGAGGUGGAACUUGGAUAUUACACCAGAAAUACUUCAUUAAGACAUAACUUUCAACACAUACCGGUUAUAUUUAGAUUUUUAGGUGGCAGAGAUAGAUUAAUUAAAAUCCAAUCAAAAGUAAUUGUAAAACUACUUAGGAGAAGAGCUUUAUGGGCAACCGUGUGGAUCUUGUUUUGCACUGGUUGUUUUACUGUUAUUUUCAGUUGUGUUCCCGGUAGGAGAUUGUAA